This is a messenger RNA of Calliphora vicina (urban bluebottle blowfly), 1033 nucleotides long. Its product is annotated as chymotrypsin-2. Gene Ontology annotation, biological process: proteolysis. Gene Ontology annotation, molecular function: serine-type endopeptidase activity. The record is from RefSeq and is a predicted model, not a curated record. The transcript has a single exon. Bases 39 to 974 code for a protein of 311 amino acids. Lineage: Eukaryota; Metazoa; Arthropoda; Insecta; Diptera; Calliphoridae.
AAAUGAGAACUUAGUUAACGUUCAACUGCGGAUACACAAUGUUCGGCAGCGGAAGAAAUCCAGCAAUUUGCACACUUUUAUUGGUGUCACUAUCAUAUUGGCAAACUAUAGAAACUGCCGCUGUCGCCACACCCGCAGAGCAAGCUGACAUACUAUAUCCGCCCCAAUUUACCACCAAUCGAAUUGUGGGUGGCGAGGAGGCCCCUGAAGAUUUGGCCCCCUAUCAAGUUUCGCUACAGUCUUUAAAGGGCCGACAUUUCUGUGGCGGUGCCAUUAUUGACAAACGUUGGAUUAUUACUGCCUCGCAUUGUGUGGCCGGCAAUAAGCCCGAGAAACUAAAGAUCUUGACGGGCACCCAAAAUCUGCAAAAUAACACUGAGAAAUAUUACUAUGUGGAUCGCAUUGAAAUGCACUGCAGUUACAAUAGUCCGGCCUAUGCCAAUGAUAUAGCUUUGCUGCAUCUCAAUGACACCAUUGAGUUUGACAAUCACACCCAGGCUGUGGAAUACGAUCAUGAGCCGUUGAAGGAAGAUGAUGAAUUGGUGCUUACCGGUUGGGGUACUCUGUCGUUGGGCGGUGAAGUUCCCACUAAAUUGCAAACUUUAAAAGUGAAAUAUGUGCCAUUUAAGGAAUGUCGUGCUGCUCAUGACAACACCACUUGGGUGGAUGUGGGUCAUUUGUGUACAUUUAAUGACAAGGGCAAGGGUGCCUGUCAUGGUGACAGUGGUGGUCCUUUGGUUCACAAUGGCAAACUGGUAGCUUUGGUGAAUUGGGGCCGUCCUUGUGCCAAGGGUUUGCCAGAUGCUCAUGCUAGAAUUUCAUAUUAUCAUGAUUUCAUACGUACUCACCUGAAGAACUGUGGUAAGGAGGAGGAGGAGGAAGAAAAGGAAGAGGAAAAGGAGGAGGAAAAAGAGAAGGAACCAGAAAAAGAAAACGAAAAGGAGAAAGAGAAAGAGAAGGAAAAAGAGAAUUAAUUAUAGGAUUAUAUACAUACAUGCAUUUAUGUUGUAAUAAAACUAUUUAAGUAAAAGAA